This is a messenger RNA of Bursaphelenchus xylophilus (pine wood nematode), 9073 nucleotides long. Lineage: Eukaryota; Metazoa; Nematoda; Chromadorea; Rhabditida; Aphelenchoididae. The record is from the annotation of a GenBank genome assembly.
AUGAGCGCACUACGGGACAUCUUGGAGAAGGUGGGUAUUUCGGUAAUAUUAGGCUAAUAUGACCUAGUAAAACCCCUUUUAGGGACAUAGCAGGUAUUUUUAAAUUAAGAUUGAGUAUUUUGGAAAGAAUUUCGGGAAAUUAUAAGUUGAUUUUUCAGAUGUACGUGGAGGAUGAGCUACUGAACCAGCUGGACGAUGAGCAAAAGCAAAUUUUGUUCAUAAAAAUGCGAGAAGAACAGAUCCGGCGAUGGAAUCAACGCGAGGCCGAGCUGGAGGAACAGGAAAGAAACAGCGCUCCAAAAAAGAAGGAUAGCCGAAGAAUACAGUAAGUUCUGCAACAGUUUUUGCAAUAUCAUUUCCUCCUUUCAACCCAAUAUUCGGCUAAUUUUAGAUGGCUAAAAGGCCGUGACGGCGAAGUCUGGGUGUGGGUGAUGGGUGACCAUCCCAAUGAUCCUUCAAUCGACGAUAUCAUUGAAGACGAGGCUCGUCGAAAAGCGCGACAUUUGGCUGAAGUCGAGCUAGCCAACGACAGAAACAUUACUUCCGGCGCUGUUGGCCCAUAUCCCCCGCAAUCUCUUCAUCCUUCCGCGUCCGCCCGGGAAGAACAACUGAAGCAGGAGCUGCGAAACAUGAGGUUAGGUGGCACAUCAUCCAGUUCCUUCGAGGAAUCGUCGAAGGCGAGCUCAAGUGACGACGGAUUUCGAAAACCGUCAAACGCAUCGCGAGACGAUGACUAUCGUCGGGAGGAAGAUCAAAAAUCAAACGGGUCGGCUCCAUAUUACGCGCAGUUACGACGAUCGCCGCCAGACGGGAUCGAGCUGGAAGAUGGACGCCGAUUAUAUCUCAGACCAUCCGUUGAAGAUUUAGAGAAUACUGUUCGAGAGCAGUUCAAUGGCAGUCCUUUUGAGAAACGAAGCGAAAUUUUACGGCAAAAGCCAUCGAGCUUUGAUCAUGAGCCUUCGAGGGGAAGCCCCACGAAGAAUGGCGAAGCUCGUGAACGCCGGGAAAAGACGCCAAAGCCGACAUCCGAGGAGAGACGAUCGCGGACAGGCAGCGGGAUUGGAAGCAACUUUGUACAGCGCUUCCUCGACGAGCACGACCCAAAAAGGAGGGCAAGCAGGGAUAAAAGUCCCGUAAACUCGACAUCGCCGCUGCGAAACAGGAAUGACUCCGUUAGCACGUCCAAAACCGCUUCGCCAGCUUCGACCCCGCGACAAAACAGUCUCGAGACAGCGUCGGAUCUGGACAAGAAGGCCGGCUCUUUCUUGGUUGGCUCAUUCAACUCACGACAAGCGCGAUCACCGACCAAGAGCCUUCGAGAAGAGGUGCUGAACUCACCUGAACCUCAAAAAGAGGCCAAAACAAAACCCAAGCAGAGAGACGAGGGAAAAGAGGCAAAGCCAAAAGCUCGAAGAUUCUUGGACAACAAAGGUUGUAUUCCAAGGCUACGGCGAAGCUCGGACGACAACUACUACGCCAGUGAUGAGAAUACGCCAGUCAGGGAUGGCGGUUCUCCAAAAGAAGGUUUGAAACAAGAGGUUGUUUCGGAGCCUGCGCGGUCGAACGGUGAUAAACUACGGGUCAAUGGCAAUGUGCACGAACUAGCAGGUAGUGCGGAAAAGAAGCUUGAGAAUGGCACACCUCCGCCGGUUCCACAAAAGCCGUCGUUCUUGGCGAAGAAGCCGAAAGCGAGCGUUGUGGAGAACGGGGAUGGCCAAUUUGUACAGGUAGGCAAGGUUUUAUCGAAAUUUUAAUAUACUUUUUUGCAAUAUGUAAGGCAUUUCCCCGUCUUUUUUCAGUCCAUACGGUCCUACACGCCCGGUCACAAUCCCACUACUACCUUCACCCCACAACAGGUGACCUCGCCGAGUUCAGGACUUCAAAAAGCUGUAGCACCUAGACCACCCGAAGAACCGGUCCUCAAGACAACACCAACAAAACCAACAAGAGAACCUGAAGGAUCCGCAUCCUCGUCAUCAUCGAAAGAAAGCUCGGACACCGUAUCGCCGGAGAUGCUUCGACUUCGGCAAGCACAGCAACGGCUGGAAGAGCUGUUGCCCACACAGGACGAGUUGGAGAAACGGCAGUCUCUGAUACUCGAAAAGUUGAUGGAAGAGCAUCAGCGCUUGAAAGAGGAGGCCGAGAAAGAGGCGGAACGUGAGAGAAUUGCGUAUGAGGAGCAAAGUAAGUAUACAUAAUCAAUUUGCCGACUGUUGGUUGCAAUGUUUUCAAAUUGACCUCAACAUCUUUUCAGAGCGUAGAGCGCGCGAGGCCGAGGCACAGAUUCGUGCAAUAGCGCAGAAAGCCCGCGAACAGCACGAAAGAAACAUAAGGACCUCAACGACUUUGCUACCAAUGCUGCACAAAACCAACAGCGAAGAUCUCAAAAGCCAGAGUAUUCGAGAUGCAGUGUAAGUUCGUGCAUCCACCACGACCCCAAAAUGACAUUAUGUACAAUGCAAUAUUUUUUAUUUUUAGUCGAAACAUGCCUCGCCCUCCGAAGCCAAAGGAUCGAGCCGAAAUUAUCGAAUGGUUCAAGAAAAAGGAACAGCCACAAGGAGUUGGCCUCGAUCCGUGGACGAAACGACCCUUUGUUUGGUUCCACGGCAUACUAUCUCGCGCCGAAGCGGACGGUUUGCUAGCAAAUCAACCGCCAGGCGCGUUUAUUGUGCGAAUCUCGGAGAGAAUUUGGGGAUAUACGAUAAGCUAUGUGGUGGCGGGCGCGGACUUGAAGCACUUCUUGGUGGAGCGGAUUCCCGAGGGCUAUCAGUUCUUGGGGACGAAUCAAGUGGUCCAUAAGACACUUCAGGACUUGGUGGACUAUCAUGAGGUGAGUUGAUGAGUUUGUAGUCGAAGAACGGAACCAGAGCAGUCAAAAAAGGCCUUACAAGGACCUCCAGUGCGACGCUUAGAUUUUUUAGAAAUUUUGCCGAUCUUUCGAGUAUAGGCCAAGGGUCAAUUCUUUACAGUCUGAGCUAACGCUUUGCAUUGGAAGUUGAGAUUUCGAACAACCUUUGCUGAGAGUAGCAAACACAAGGAUCAUCAUAACUUCUCUGCUAAACAUGUAUACUCCCCGCCAAAAGUUUUGACCCCCCUUCUAACUCGGUCCAAAGUGUACCAAUUUGGACCAAAUUUGGUACGUAGUCUACCGACAGCCUAGUAAUAAAAAAUAUCAUAGUAGGACAACCCAUAUAGCUGUAUUUCAAAAUCCAGAGACAAUUUUCAAAAAUCACCUCAAAAAAAUGGGACAAAAGUUUUGACCCCCCUGCAAAAAAAUUAAAUAUCGCCACCGUAUGUAGCCCGAACCUUUUACAAUCGAUGCCCCAUACCUGAAUACAGAUUAAUAAAUGCUGUUUCGUUGAAUGCUUCGUUGCAUUUGAGGAUGCAACGCGUUAAACUGAUUUUGAUGUAGAGCUGCCCAAAAUGGUAAAAAUCUUGUACUGGCGCUUUCUAAAAGUUCUAAAUUAUGUUCACAUCAUGUGAUCUUGACGUGUUAUAACCUGCAUUAAUCUUUUCCUUUCGAAAAAAGUCCAUGAUGGCCUAGCAGAAUCGAUUCGGCCGAUGUCCAGUUGUCAUGGUCAGCCUUGGUGAGCCAUUUGCUCUUUGACUAAAGGUCUAGAUGUGGUCGCUAGGUCUCAAUCUAAUCCUGAGACUCCUAUUUAAUCUCAGCAGGGUAAAAAGUUUCGAUUUUACGCGUUUUGGAAUGGGUUUCAUUCACCUUAAUCUUAAGUUUGCCGUUACUGUAGAUGCCCCUGAGUACGAUGCCAUCCCCACCGCCCAUGUGUCGUUCCAUACGUCUCAAAUAAGUAUGGCGGGUGCUGUAGCGUCCUAAAUUACCUGGCCCAUCAAAUGAAAGCCAUUUUUGGUCGCAAAAAAUCCAUUUGAAAAAAGCGGGGUUUUCAUUAAGGUGCAGAUCGGCAAAGUUGCAUCUGCAAACCAUAUGAGAUCGUGUCAGCGGGAGUUUAUUCUUGGUUUAAGAGUUGAUAUUAGUCUCAGGAUUAGAUUGAGGACAUAGCGACCACAUCUAGCCCUUUAGUGAAAGAGCAAAUGGCUCACCAAGGCUGACCAUGACAACUGGAUAUCGGCCGAAUCGAUACCGCUAGGCCAUCAUGGACUUUUUUCGAAAGGAAAAGGUUAAUGCAGGUUAUAACACGUCAAGAUCACAUGAUGUGAACAUAAUUUAGAACUUUUAGAAAGCGCCAGUACAAGAUUUUUACCAUUUUGGGCAGCUCUACAUCAAAAUCAGUUUAACGCGUUGCAUCCUCAAAUGCAACGAAGCAUUCAACGAAACAGCAUUUAUUAAUCUGUAUUCAGGUAUGGGGCAUCGAUUGUAAAAGGUUCGGGCUACAUACGGUGGCGAUAUUUAAUUUUUUUGCAGGGGGGUCAAAACUUUUGUCCCAUUUUUUUGAGGUGAUUUUUGAAAAUUGUCUCUGGAUUUUGAAAUACAGCUAUAUGGGUUGUCCUACUAUGAUAUUUUUUAUUACUAGGCUGUCGGUAGACUACGUACCAAAUUUGGUCCAAAUUGGUACACUUUGGACCGAGUUAGAAGGGGGGUCAAAACUUUUGGCGGGGAGUAUAUACACAUAAUAUGCAAAAUCCUUUCUGUUUCAGACUAAACCGAUCACCUCCAAGGGCCAAGAGUGCUUGCUGUAUCCGGUGGGCCAGAAAGACCCCAACAACCCCGACUACUCCUAUUUAUUUGACCAGUUGCCGAUGACGAAUGCCUCUUACAACAGCGGCAGCUCGUUCAGCAGUCGCUUCUUUCAGUCGCCCCCAUCGCUCUUUGUUAAUCGUUGAGCUGCGUCACGACGCGAAGCCCUCGGCUUCCCCUUCCUCCCACCUUUGACGAAAUUCCCGGUUCAAUUAAUAACAUCCGCCAAGGGUGCGCUAAUGCGAAAUUACUGGUGUCUCGGAACAACGCUCACAGCGUGUUGAACUCGUUCUUUGUUGUGUCAUUUCACGUGUUUCAUGGUGCGGGUAGAUCACUUAUUGUUUUUUCUUUAGUUGUGGGUAAAAUCUUGAUUUUCAAAUGUACGAAUUUGGAACUUGUCGUGGCAUAAAACCACUUGAUAUUAGUUGUCGAUGUGAAUAAAUGUAAGAUAAUUUUUUUGAUCGGCUUAUGCAAAACAGCUUGGGGGAGUAGCGCCGGAAGCAAUAAAAUUUAAAUAGUGGUAUGACGAAAUUUAUGAGUUGUAUUUUGUUCAGGGAGAAAGCAGAAAAACAUGAUUAUGAUUAAUGAACGUCAAGAGAGAUUCUUUUGCAGGAAAACAUUGUUUUCUUUAUCUUCAAGCCUGUCUCUUGUGGCAUUCACCAAAAACAUUGUUCAUUCGGAGAAUUUAUGACCACUUUAUGGAAGCCACCGAAACGAUUUGAAGAUUUCGCAACAGUCACGCAGUUCAUCGCUUUUUGACGAACUGUUCGAUGAUUUUGUGAAUUUACCGGUGAAGUGCGUGGAGCGUGACGCUCUGAUUUCAACUGAACUUGGUACUAAUCUAAAGCGAUUUUUCGAGGCUUGCGCUUUGCAGAAGCGGCGGUGAUUUUUAAAUUGAAAUUUCUUUCAACUUUUGGUCAUACUUAUUUCUACCGUGUUGCCUAAUUUUUCACAAAACUGGCAAAGAACGGAAUUUGUUUCGAACUCUGACCUCUCUCUUCAUUUCACGUACUCUCUCGACCUGAAAGAUCGCUGAAUACCUUGAUUACCCCAGCGAAUUUCGAGCUAAACCCCUCAGGAAACGAUACGUAUCCCGUACCCUGAGUACGUGCAAAAUCUCAAGAAAAUCUGAGCGUCGCACUUGGUCAACUCCACAUUUUGUCGCCUUCUUCGGGGACCGAUCCCGAACCAUGACUGGAACGCAACAUAGACCACCACAGGACCAAGCACACUCAAAAAGGCGGCCGCCUGCUGAUUGAUUAUCUUCCUUGACAAACAACCGUGUUGACUUUGAACUCUACGACGACGUGAACGUCGCAGCAAAACGGUCGGAGUGAUUUCGCGGCGCGAAACUCGUUUAGUGGAUCGAGCAUUGACCGCGGGUUCGCGCGCAGCCCUCCCUCACGGACCAAGUGGAACGGCUGCCCGCGUUUGCCGUGCAAUUUUGUUGUCUUAGGUGGGGGUGGGUUGACAAUUACUCAUGCACUUGAUGCAGGCUACUGUUUUUUUGACAAGUUUGUUUGUUCUUGCCUUUUAACUCCUGCGUGGGCAUCGAUAUGAGGUCAAACUGUAGUCUUGGUGGCGGAAAAGUGGUCAGCGCUUUGGGAAACGCCCGCCUAUCCACGGAAAUGAAUUGCGGACACUUUUUCCUACCAUACACCGAAGAAACGCUCUUCGAAUUUACGGUAGGACUCGAGACGGAGGAUUUUUUGCAAAAAGAAUCACAUUAAUUUGCACGACUUCGUCGACGAAAGCCGACUGAACUUUGGUUUUGUGUUUAUCAAUUCCGCAACCCACACGCCCUGUCUAGGCGUUGUAGCGUCGGGAUUAGGAAACCUUCUCCUUGUUGAGUGCAAGGAAUCAAAGCAGUGUUGUUUUUGGGGCGAUGAUGGGGGGAAAACAAGAAAAAGUAACGGAAAAUAGAUGAGACCUGCGACUGAUUUGUGUAACGGCCUUGCGGUCUGUUCACGCGUUUACUGUACCUCCUCUACCUACUUCUCGCGCUAUCUGGGUCACGUGUAAUGGUCGGAAUUUUGGUGGCUCCCGCUAAAGAAUCGUUGGUUUAAUGAGCGUGCGGCUUGUUAUAAGUAAUUGAUUAUUUUUCGAAGGAAUCUUUUGGCUCUUGCCUUGGAGACUGCUUUUAGAUUUUCCGGGGUCCAAACGCACUUUACGCCAAGUUUUAUUAUCAUAACUGUCACUGUCCUGCCGGCAAUGAACCAUGCACUUUCGAAGGUUUACACGCAGAGCUUUAUUUGUCAUCUUUUUCCCAAAUCAUAACAUUUGGAUGCCCUUUGAACAGUAUGUGUAAAGAGUAACGAAUCAGACGCUACGCUGAGAGCCAUGUGUUUGUCCAGUGACAAUUUUGCUACAAUUCUAGCUUCCGUUCUUAUUGUGGUUUCGAUCUUAACAGUAGACUGUCCGGCGACUAUGUUUUUUGUCGUGUUUAUCGGGCACAAAGAUCGCAACUCUCCCUUGCAGCGAGGGCGUGGUCACAGCGUCGUCCGUAAACAAGAUAACGGCACUAGUCGGAAAAUGACAUCAUUGUGUUAUUGUCUCAUUUUGGGUGUUAUUGCAAAGAGGAAAAGAUCAGUGCUUUUAAGCCAUAACUCGUUACCGUUCUUGUUAUCUUUUUGGUCGUUUAGAGAUCACACAACGUCUUUGCGCGGUGGCCUUCGGCAAGAAGUGAACGGUUUAUAUUUUAGAUGGCCUUGUUCUUAAUUGUUGUUGUUGUUAUCAGCGCCAUCUAUUUGUUGAAUAAUUUCCACUUCAAACGUCAGAAUCUGCCGCCGGGCCCGGCGCCGCUGCCCAUCAUCGGCAAUCUGCAUUGCAUCGAUCCGGCAGACACUUACAAAGCUUUUCUACACUGGAAAAAGCAAUACGGGCCGGUGUUCACGUGCUGGUUCGGCAAUAUUCCAGCAGUCUGUUUCACCGACUACGAGGUCCUCACGGAGGCGCUAAUCAAGAAUGGCGACGUUUUUGGGAGUCGGUUCGCCUACGGCCGAAUGACAGAGCUGGUCCGGGGAGGUGAGUAAAAUGGCCCCAUUCAUCUCAAUGAUUACGGUAGAAAUUGUAGGUCACGAAAAUGUUGGACUGCUGGAUGAAGGCCGGCCCGAAAUUUACCAAGAGCAACGGCGAUUUUUCACAAAUUUCAUACGUUCUUUGACGGCUGACGGGGCAAAGUUGGAAGACCGGAUCUUCUUCGAGGUUAGCCAGUUCAUUCAAGAGCUUGAUGUCGCAUGUGAUAACCGACAAUCCAUCGAAUUUGUGCCCUUAAUCGAUCGCUCGGUGGGCUCCAUCAUUUCGAGUCUCAUCUUCGGAACCAGGUAUGAAAAAGUACGUGCGUCUUGGUGAAUACGAUUUCGUUAUAGGACCAAGUUUCAGAAUUUUUGUACCUGAAGGAAACCAUUAACCAGUUCCUGGUCUACAUUUCGGACCCGCUGGCGUUGAGUGUGGCAAAUCAUCGAUUCAAUUUCACCGUCUUUCCGCCGUUCCGAGAACGCUACAAACGAAUAGAGCGCACGCGGAAUAAACUGUUCGCGUUCAUGAAUGCCAAGGUGGAUCAGCACGAGAAUGAGUUCGAGAAUUUGAACAACAACGAGGAGUACAAGUGUCUGAUUGAUGCGUUUCUGUUCAAAAUUAAGAACGAUGUUAAUCCAGCUGUGUAUAAGUAAGUUCUCGGUUUAGUUUCUAACGAUAUAAGCCCAUUUUAGCCGCAAAAUGCUAGUCAACAUGAUGUUUGAUCUCUUCUCUGCCGGUCAGGACACAACAUCUCAUACCAUCGCCUUCAUCCUUCUGUACAUUCUCAACUCGCCCCAAACACAACGAAGAAUUCAUGAGGAGCUGGACCGAACGAUUGGCUCUGGCCGACGGGUAACCAACCUGGAUCGACAGAAUCUAACAUAUCUCAACGCUGUUAUAUGCGAAGGCCAACGCCUGGCGAAUUUAAUACCAAUCAACUUGUUUCAACGGAACUUGAGUGAUGUUACGAUCGCGGGUCAUAAAAUUCCGGCCGGAAGUUGCAUUUUGCCGCAAAUUGCUUGCGUAAUGUUUGACGAAAAGGUACGGUUUAAAAGUUGCAAAUUUUCGUAAUUACUCAGAGGUUACUUUAGAGACUGUUUGCAGGUGUUUCCCGACCCUUUCGAGUUCAAACCGGAUCGAUUUUUGGCCGAAGACGGGUCUCUGAAACGCUUCGUCGAGCUGAUUCCAUUCUCCUUGGGGAAGCGCCAAUGUCUCGGCGAGAAUAUCGCCCGAAUGGAGUUGUUCCUGUUCAUCAGCAAUAUGUUCAACCAGUUCGUCGUUCAUCCCAUGGACGAAGCAAGUCCUCCAACAACAAAGAAGGUCCUCGGCAUGACCGCGCAACCGCAGCCAUUCCAAGUCCGACUAUCGCGGCGAUGGCCCAAUGGGAUAGAAGCGUUUAUUUAA